Molecule: messenger RNA, 709 nt
Organism: Telopea speciosissima
Lineage: Eukaryota; Viridiplantae; Streptophyta; Magnoliopsida; Proteales; Proteaceae
Product: metallothiol transferase FosB-like
Exons: 3
Coding region: 18-641 (207 amino acids)
Source: RefSeq, a predicted model, not a curated record
GAGAGAGAGAGAGAGAGAUGGGAAGUAAGAGAGAGAUAGAAGAAGAGGAGGUGAUGGGGUGGUCAUCAUCUAUGGAGCCUCAGUUGUCACUAAACCAUGUUUCGUUUGUAUGCAAAUCAGUGAGCAGAUCAGUGAGAUUCUAUGAGGAAGUAUUAGGGUUUGUGCUCAUUAAACGCCCUUCUUCCUUCAAUUUUGAAGGAGCUUGGUUGUUCAAUCAUGGAAUUGGCAUCCAUUUGCUUGAAAGCAACUCUCCAAACGACAUUCCAGACAAGAAAGGAGUAAUCAAUCCAAAGGACAACCAUAUUUCAUUCCAGUGUUCAGAUUUAUGGUUGGUGAUAAGAAAAUUGAAGGCAAUGAACAUCCAAUAUGUGAAGGGUGAGGUUGAGGAAGGUGGAGUUAAGGUGGAUCAGCUCUUCUUCCAUGACCCUGAUGGGUACAUGAUUGAGAUCUGCAACUGUGAGAAUCUCCCUAUUCUUCCACUUUCUUCAUGCCCUUUGAAGAAGCUCCCUUACUCCAAUAGGGAGAAUGAUAUGUCCCUGCUUAUCUCAGGAGAACAAUGGCAAGAGCUGCCGCGUUCCGAGAAAGCUUUAGCCUUGAUAAUCAACAAUUUGGUUACUGACAUGAUGGUCAUCUCCUUCUGAAGAAUUUCUGAGAAAUAUGAUAUACAUGAAGGGUGCUUUUCAAGAUCAUGUGAACAUUGUAUAAAUUG